AUGGGCAAUGAAUCAUCAACCCCAGUGGAUGAGGCUGUGCUUCCAGCAACAUUACGUGCUCGAAAUAUAGAAGCCGUUGCCAAAUAUAUUGAAGAGAGGGACAUAAAGAAUAUCGUGGUCAUGACCGGUGCAGGCAUUAGCACCUCUGCAGGUAUUCCCGACUUCCGAUCUCCAGAAACAGGCUUGUAUGCCAACCUAGCCCGCUUGAAUCUGCCAUAUGCGGAGGCUGUCUUUGACAUAUCAUAUUUCCGAACAAAUCCUCUGCCCUUUUAUGCUCUCGCCCAUGAAUUAUUUCCCGGGAAAUACCGUCCGACAGUGACACAUUCAUUUAUUAGUCUCCUUCACAAGAAAGGAAGGCUACUUCAGCUCUUCACACAAAACAUAGAUUGCUUAGAACGAGAAGCGGGCGUACCAGGAGACAAGAUAGUCGAAGCGCAUGGUUCGUUCGCAACGCAGCGAUGCAUUGACUGCCAUACCGAGUACCCAGACGACAAGAUGAAGGAAAUGGUGAUGAAGAAGGAGGUUCCGCACUGUGGUAGGAAGACUUGCAACGGUUUGGUCAAACCUGAUAUUGUAUUCUUUGGCGAGGCUCUUCCAGAAGCAUUUCAUCGAAAGCGAGGCUUACCAGCCCGCGCGGACCUCGCCAUUGUGAUGGGCACAAGCUUGACUGUCCAACCAUUCGCUAGCUUGCCGUCUUUUGUCAGAGAGGAAACGCCUCGAGUACUCAUCAACCUAGAGAGGGUUGGGAGUUUUGGUUCACGACCGGAUGAUGUACUGCUGCUAGGCGACUGUGACGAAGGAGUCCGCAAGUUUGCUGAUGCUCUAGGCUGGCGAGAGGAGUUGGAACAACUCUGGGAGUCCACCGACCCGAACAAGGAUGAAAAGAAGAAGCAACCGACACCUCCAAAAACUCGACAAGAGAAAUUGGAUGAGGAGGUUGAGAAGUUGGCCAAGGACAUUGAUGCUUCACUGAAGUUAUCAAAUGAGGCUAAUGAAAGAAUCAGAAGUGAAUUGGAGAAAAACAACAGUGCCCAAAUCACUUCAGAUUCACAGUCUCCUUCUGAAUCACUCACUACAGACAAAGGCACUACAAAGGCAGGCACUAGUCUCGUACACGUUUUCCCUCACUUGAAAGAAGAACGGCACGACAAACCCUCACUUUAA
This is a messenger RNA of Exophiala aquamarina CBS 119918, 1164 nucleotides long. RefSeq names its product NAD-dependent histone deacetylase SIR2. Gene Ontology annotation, molecular function: histone deacetylase activity, NAD-dependent; NAD+ binding. Lineage: Eukaryota; Fungi; Ascomycota; Eurotiomycetes; Chaetothyriales; Herpotrichiellaceae. The coding region runs from base 1 to 1164 and encodes 387 amino acids. The record is from RefSeq and is a predicted model, not a curated record. The transcript has 2 exons.